This is a messenger RNA of Linum tenue, 2020 nucleotides long. Lineage: Eukaryota; Viridiplantae; Streptophyta; Magnoliopsida; Malpighiales; Linaceae. The record is from the annotation of a GenBank genome assembly.
UGGGAAGCCAAGGAAGGAGAACGAAACGCAGAGGCAGUUCCACGUUGUGGCACGCUGGGUCCCGCCAUUUCUUCCUCCUCCUCUUCUUUCACAACCCCAUGCCUACUAUCGCCGAAGGACACACAACUUGGCGGGGAGGCCAUGGAAGCAACUAGUUCGAAUUCCUUCGACUGCCUACGGGGUUUCGCCCCCAUUACGAAUUACAUAAGUAUUCUGCGUUCUGCUUCUAUUAACCCUUCUUCUUCUUCUAUCCAUGGCGCUUACCACCAAAGCCCUCUUCAAUAUUGGCGUUGUAGUGGGUCGAGCGGACAUUCUUCAGAAAUUCAACAAGCUGAGAGCUUUACCUCUCUUCUCAAGAUCACAAAGUAUUCUGAAACUUAUCGAGACGAGGGUUCCAAGCAAACGUUUGUCAACUGUGCAUCCUUGAUUCAAAAUCUGCGGAAGGAAGGGAUGCCUCAUCUCGCCCAUGAGGUUUUUCUUGAGAUGAAAAGUGAAGGGUUUCUACCCGACAGCUCGACUCUUUGUGCUCUAAUGCUCUGUUAUGCCGAUAAUGGUCUCUUCCCUCAUGCUCAAGCAAUAUGGGAUGAGAUGUUAAACAGUUCCUUUACGCCCACCAUAGAUGUAGUUUCCGACUUAAUGCUUGCUUAUGGGAAGAAGGGAUUGUACGAGGAGGUAGCCAAGAUUGUCGAUCAGCUGAGUUUAAGACAUACCGAAAUGCUACCAAAGGUAUACCCUUUGGCUAUUUCUUGCUAUGGGCAGGGAGGACAGCUCGAGUUGAUGGAAAGCACUGUGAACCAGAUGGUUUCAAAGGGCUUUAAACUUGGAUCCUCCGUCGCAAAUGCCUUCCUUAGAUAUUACAGCAUUCAUGGGUCUUUAACCGAAAUGGAGGCUGCAUACCAUCGUGUUAAAAGGUCCAGGGUUCUCAUAGAGGAGGAAGGCAUCAGGGCAAUGUCGUCUGCAUACAUGAGGCAGAGGAAGUUUUACCAGCUUGGUGAGUUUGUGAGGGAUGUCGGUCUUCGUAGGAGAAAUGUGGGGAACCUCUUGUGGAACCUUCUGCUGGUAUCUUAUGCAGCAAAUUUCAAGAUGAAGAGCUUGCAGAGGGAAUUUGUCAGCAUGCUGGAUUCCGGGUUUCAUCCCGAUCUCACGACAUUCAACAUCCGAGCUAUGGCGUUUUCGAAGAUGUCACUGUUGUGGGAUCUUCAUCUGAGUCUUGAACAUAUGAGACACUGUAAAGUCGAUCCUGAUCUGGUGACUAUUGGAUGUGUGGUCGACGCUUACUUGGACAAGAGAUUGGGCAGGAACUUGGAGUUUGCGUUCAGGAAAUCGAAUUUGGAUGAAUCGCCGGUAGUGCUCACCGAUCCGUUCCUGUUUGAGGUAUUGGGGAAAGGAGACUUCCAUGCUAGCUCCGAGGCAUUUAUGGAGUUCAGGAAGCAGAGGAAUUGGAGUUACAAGGAUCUUCUAGCAAUUUAUGUUAGGAAACAACAUCGAAGUAACCAGAUCUUCUGGAACUACUAACUAGCAGAUUGCUGGGAACAUGAGAAAGUUGAUGUAGAGAAGAGGAAAGCCCAUUUUGAUGGUAGCAAUUACUGGUGAGUCUUUUUGCUGAUACACUACUAGUACUACAAGGAUACAAGCAGAGGAUUCCUUUUUCUACUCCGGUCAAUCUCACGAUUUAUCUUGUGUAAUGGUUGUGUUAUAUGAACAGAGGAUGAUGCCAUGGCGGGGCUUGCCUUAUUUAGUGAAGCAAUGGAUGAAUUGGUUGCCUAAGAUGAUAGUCAAAAACUUAGUAAGGGGCUGGCUCUGUGCUUCGAUCGACAUUCAGAUUAUUGGAGAAGCUGCAAUCCUUGAUUUGACCGUGAUGAUACCUUUUUUUGCCACUUACCCGUUGCUAUUGGUAAACCAUGUUCAAUCCGUUGGAGGCUAAGAAAGGCAGAGGAUUUGCUUGGUGUCAAUUCGUAUUCACCUUUUUUCGCUUAGGAAACUUUAGGCCCUGUUUACUUUCAUUUCUGUUUCCUGUUUU